Molecule: messenger RNA, 3774 nt
Organism: Symbiodinium natans
Lineage: Eukaryota; Dinophyceae; Suessiales; Symbiodiniaceae
Source: the annotation of a GenBank genome assembly
AUGCCGGACGAUCUCCGAGCAUGCACAAGCGUCAGCUUGGAAUCCGUCUUUGCCAAGAUCCAGGAUUUGCCUCAGUCCUGGUUAGAGCGACCCGCCGAAGUGGGAGUGUCCAGCAUGCCGUGCGAGAUGUAUUUCACAAGCGGCACAUCCGGCCGUUCCAAGGGUGUCCUGCUGUCGCAUGAGAUUGUCCACUCACAUGCCCUUCACUGCAUUGCAGAGCACCGGUUCACUGCGGCCGACGUGUGGCUUCAUGUGGCUCCCAUGUUCCACUUGGUAGAUGCUUUUGCAAUGUUUGCGAUCACAGCAGUGUGCGGGAAGCACGUUCUGCUGCCCGGAGCGUUUGACGCAGAGCGAACGCUUGACGCCAUGUGCACGCAAGGCAUUACUGCCACAAACAUGGCCACAUCCAUGGUCAACCUGCUACUGGCCUCGCCUGCAAGUCGGUCAAUGGACGGUCGGUUUCCUAGAUUGAGGCUUGUGUCAUGUGGUGGAGCGCCGUUGAGCAAAGCUGCCCUUCUCCGUGCCCAGCGACUGUUUGGCUGUGAGUUUUUUCAAUCUUACGGCAUGACCGAAUGCUGUGGAAAAGUCUCGAUGUCCAUGCUGAACGAUCGGCAGCGAGCGCUGCCCAUGGGGAAGCAGCUGGAGAUGCUGUGCUCAUCGGGCAAGCCAUUCCAGGGCAUUGAUGUGCGGGUGUGUGAUCCGGAGACUGGUGAGCCCAUUGCUCCGAAUGGGACGGCCGUGGGCGAGGUCCAGCUCCGAGGGCCCACAGUAUUCCAAGGCUACUUGAGGCCGAAUCAGGAAAGUGCCACACAAGAUGCUGAACAUUUCUUGCCUGGCGGGUGGUUUCGCACUGGCGACUUGGCUACUCUCAGCCAAGAGGGUUUUCUGCGCGUCAUUGACAGGCUGAAGGACAUGAUCCUGGUGGGUUCGGAAAACGUUUACUGUAUAGAAGUUGAAAACGCGUUGGCUGCACAUCCGUCUGUUGCCCUGUGCUCGGUCUAUGGUGUCCCUGGACCAGAGAUGAUCGGGGAGUUCGUCAAGGCAGUGGUCAUGUUGAGGGAAGGUGCCUCUCAGCCCAGUCCAGAAGAGCUUCAGACCUUCUGCAGUACGCGUUUAGCUGACUUCAAAAUCCCGCGCAUCAUCGAGUACGUGCGGUCGAUGCCCCUGAAUGGCUCCGGCAAGGUCAUCAAAGCAGAGCUGAAGAAGCGCGAUCAAGAACCGAGACAGGAAGAAACGACGCCUGAUGAUGUGGAUUGUCAGGAUAUCAACGAGCAUUGCUACCAGGUGCAGUGGCAACGAAAGUUCCUAACGCCGCCUGCGCAGGCUUCAGCGGGUCAGUGGUUGGUUCUGUCAGCAGGGUCAGAGAGUGUCCCAGUCUCCGACGCCUUAGUAGCAGGGGUGGUGGAGCAGUUCCGCGCCAGUGGUGUGCAGGCAGGAGUGGGGCAGUGUUCCUACGGAGAUUGGCCAAUGGUACAUGAUUUUGCAGGCAUGGAGGCGCCCAGCGGUCUUUGCCUCCUGCUACCUGCAGGCAGCAUGGUAGAGCAGGGUCCGGAAGCUGAUGCAAAAGUUCGGCUGGCCGUUCAGAGAGGGCUUGGCUUGCUGCUGGCGGCUAUUCGGGCUUCUGAAGCUCGGCAGAUUCGGAGCAUCCUUGUUGCUUCGCAACAUCCACAGCAGGAACUCUUGGUUGCAGGCCGUCCCGUGGCAGUAGACCCUGCACUUGCAGCAUGCUGGUCUUUUGUCCGUGCCGCUGCCGCGGAGUCACAAGUUGCGUGGCGACUUGUUGAGCUCUGCAGCCAUGCAUCAGCUGCUGAUGCUGCCAGUACCAUUGUUGCAGAGGCACAUUCCACGAUUGCAGCGCAGGAGCCAGCAGAGCGCUCAGAAGAAGUCGUCUGGUCCCAAGGACAGCGCUUUGUCCCACGCCUGCAGCUUGCAGAGCAGGUUUCCGAGCUGGCGCAGCAGCUGCCAAGGGCUGGGUACAUUGGUCCGACUGGUGAUGGAUCCAGCUGUGUUGUUGUUGGAGGUAGUGGAAGCCUCGGUCGCUUACUGAUUUCAUGCUUGGCGAAGUGUGGCCAGUUGAGCGAUAUCGUGAUUGUAAGCCGACGUCAGGGUAGCAAAAGCACAUUCGGCAAGGAGGCGGCCGAGUCGCCUUGCCAAAUUCAGUUCAUGCCCGCGGACACCAGUGACCUUGACAGCUGCAGAAAUUUGAUGCGAAGCGUCAAGAACCAGUCCGCCCCCUGCUCACACAUCCUCAACUUGGCCGGAUUCUUGCCUGACAGUGGCAUGGUGCCCGUCGCAAAGGACCUGCGCUGGGCGGACUGUGUGCCAGUCUUGAGGCCCAAAGUGGACGGCACUUUGAAUCUAGCAACAGCAAGCGACGAAAUCUUGCAGCCGGAGACAAGCCUUGUGUGUUUCAGCAGCAUCUUCGGAGUUCUCUCGUACCCCCGCUUGGCACCAUAUGGCGCAGCAAAUGGUUUCCAAGACGGCCUGAUGGAGCUCCGAUCGGCCAGUGGCAAGGCCGCUCAGGCUGUAGCCUGGGGUGCGUGGGCAGAGACUGGAAUGGCACAUCGAGCUGGGGCGGGCUUUCAUGCAUACUGGGCAUCAGAGGGUAUGGGUUUUGUGCCACCCCGAGCAGGGAUGGAGCUUCUUUGCCGUUUACUUGCCUCCAAGAAUCGCAUCCCGCCUCAGAUCUGUGUAUUCCCCGCAGCUUCUGCAGGGCCUUGGCCUUCAGGGCUCUCACGCCAUGUGCUAGCACGUGGCAUAGCUACUGCGGAUGAAGCUGAAGUGGACAUGGAUGCUGACGAGGUUGAAGCACCUGGCCCUGCACUGGCCACGGACAUCCGCGCAGUCGUGACGGCAAUUCUCGGCAGCCUCCUUGCCUGUGAGGCAGGUGACGUCCCCAUGGACGAACCAUUUGCGACAGUCGGGGUCACAUCGAUGAUGGCUGUUGACCUCACGGCUCGCGUUGGUAAGGCUCUAUCCAUCAGUCUGCCCGCCACCUUGGCCUUUGAGGUGGUCAGCGCUGAGCAGCUGUGCACGGCCUUAGAAGCACGAUUGAAGCCAAAGGCACAGAAAGCUGAGGAGGUGCGAAUUCUUGCCCCCAAAUCGCGGCGCCGGGUAGACUUCAUCCAAACGCCGCUCUGGGGUAGUCAGGAGCUUCCACCGAGAUCUGGGGAGAUGUUUGAGCACGAGCUGCAGAUGCCAGCAGCUACAGCAAUGCCUUGUGCCUUGCAACCAGUGCGAGUGAGCAUCGUCGGGGGCGCCUGCGUUCUCCCAGGCGGACGGUUCGGGACCAGCGAGGAUGUACAGCAAGUGUGGAAGAACCUGGUCAAUGGAGCCGAUUGCAUCAUGCUCCCACCGAAGGGUCGUCCAGUGGCCGCACCACGCGAGACAAGCCCGGCCUUCGACACGCUGGGGUAUUCAGAAGCAGGAUAUCUCGGUGCAGAGGCUGUGACUUGCUUUGACCCAGCGGCCUACGGCAUGAGCCAGUCGGAAGCAGAAAUCGUGGACCCACAGCAGCGCCUCUGUGUCAGAACAGCACUUGAAGCGAUGGAGGAUGGUGGACUUUCCAAAACUCGAGGAAAUCCGUUGGGGGUCUAUGUCGGAGUCACCACGGUUGAUUUCACAGACAUCGUCAUCAAAGAGGCUGGGGCGCCAUCUGCUUACACGGGGCCUGCAUUGACGACAGCUAUUUGCUCCAAUCGUGCACCUUGGUUCACUUGGCUCUGUGGAGAUCCUGUAUCGUCCUGUUCCAUGUCCUCAGCACUUCUUGUGUGA